Molecule: messenger RNA, 1800 nt
Organism: Clarias gariepinus (North African catfish)
Lineage: Eukaryota; Metazoa; Chordata; Actinopteri; Siluriformes; Clariidae
Product: tapasin-like
Exons: 8
Coding region: 100-1419 (439 amino acids)
Source: RefSeq, a predicted model, not a curated record
AAAGUAAUGGUAUUUUAGGGGAAGUUUAUUGUUGGCUGCUGCUCGUUUAGUGCCAGCAGAAUCAACAUAAAGUCCUUAAUUUAACACCUAAGAGGAACCAUGAAGGAUAUUUCAACAAUAUAUAAACUCUCAGUGAUUGCAUUUGCGCUGUUGGAGGGUGUGUGUACUAGUUCAAGAUGCUCGGUGCUGGAGUGCUGGUUUGUUCAGGAGAGGCCGGGUGGUGGAGGUUUCUCAGCGGGAAUGAGCCAGGAGAAAGCCGCACUUUACAUCAGAACCGACAGCGAGAAGAUUGAACAGAAAUCUCCAUCAGACAUCGACCCUUCCAGAAUUUACUAUGUUUCUGAUCCUGCGUCUACUUUCUGCAGCGCUGCCCUCCAUCCACCAGAGGGCACUGUGAACAAACCACAGUGUGAGAUAAACCCUUUCAACCCUCAAGCCUCCAUGGUAAAAUGGGCUGCUCCUCUGACCGCCUCCGCACAAAGCCCUAUCUACCUGCAUGCAGACUGGUUUUCAGUAGCAGCACAAGGUCUUAACAAAGAGCUGACACUGGCGAACGUGAUGCGGGCACCGUCUGGGUCCAAAGAGCCGAGCGUAAUCCUCAGCGUCUCUAGUAAAACAUCCGCCGUUCAGUCCAGACUGGGAGAGCCGGUUCUCCUCGACUGUGGGUUCUGGGUCAACCCGUCUUCACCUCUUCAUGACUCUGGUUUUGCUGUGGAGUGGCGCUACCAGUUCCGGGGUGAAGGCAGACUGAUCGUGGCCUACGACGGAAAGAAUGAUCGCUUCGCAGAGUCCUCUGAGACAGAUGGUGACUUGGACAUCGUGGGACUUUAUAAGACAGGAAACGCAUCGCUGGUUCUAAAAGAGGCCCAAGUGAGGCAUGUCGGGACAUACAUCUGUACCGUUUACUUGCCUCACCUUCUGGCUCAGGUAGCAUUAGAGCUGGAAAUUGUGGAGCCUCCAUCGCUAGCAGUCUACCCCUCCCCUCUGCCACUGUCUGUCCCGGGGCAGGUGGUCACGGUCCACUGCGAGGCCUCCGGUUUCUACCCCCUGUCUCUGGACCUGGACUGGGAGUUUACUGAUGCUGAGGGAAAGAAGCGAUCGCUCGGUCAGGGCAGCGUGACAGGCCACAGACAGGCCAGAGAUGGGACCUUCAGCCAAAGCUCUCGCCUAGAGCUCGACUCAUAUAAGAUGGACCUCGGACGGGGCGGAGAGCUCAGCUGCGUAGCCAAACACCAGGGAGGAACUCGACGUGCCAUGGUGGCUGUGAAUGUCAUCGGUGUCAGUGCGCCAUCCAUUGAGGACUCCAUGGCGAUGGUCGCAGUGGCUCUUGUACUUUACGGUGUAAUAAAGGUCUUUUUCUGGACUUUCAGCUCUAAUGGCUCAAGCAAUGGAGAACCCGAUAAUAAGAAGGAAAAAUAAUCCUGGAGCUUGACAUGCUUCCUUAGACGUUUCAUCAGUCUGCAGAUACAGACAGGGGGGGAGGGCUGGGGGGAAGGGGAGGGGAUUCCUGUAAAUAUUCUUCCGUGAAUGGAUGCACAUGUUCUGAUUUAUCCUUUACAAAAAAACUUUUUUGUUGUCGCUAUACUUUUGAUUUGCACUAUAAGUAAUGUUUGUGUGUGUGUUACACUGACAAAUAAACUGUGUUGGUCUUUGUGCUGGUUUUUUUUUAAGAUUUCAUGCUGUGAAUUGUUAAAUAAUAAAAAGGAUUCCUGCAACAUGAAACUGCUGUACUAUGUGGAAGAGUUUAAUAUUAGUAGCAGAGUACGGCACUAUCGUAAAAAUAAAAUUAUUAUAAAAUAA